CGUUUGAGUAAUGUUUUAUAAGUAAAGUGCGUCCAUUAAUUUAUCUAACUUAUAAACGCUAUCUUUAUCAUUAUCAACUUGUAUAUAUAUGGAAUUUAAAGUAUAAGUGCGUUUUCUUACUUAUAAACAUGAAGCCUAUAGCUCUUUUUGUGAUAUUACUUAUAAGCAAUGUGUUCAGUGAAGAAUGUAGUCAGUUAAACACCAAAUAUGGCCAUGUUUGUGUAUGCAACUCAACCUACUGUGAUACAGUUCCCGAAUUAAAUGUAUCAGCCGGAAAGUACCAAAUUUAUACAACUAGUAUAGGACACUUAGGUUUUACAUCAACAAUUGGUGAACUACAAAAAUCAACCAAUGAGGUAUCAGAACACAAAAUUAAUCUGGUAAAGGUAUCUACAAAACAAAAAGUUCUUGGUUUUGGUGGUGCUUUCACUGGAUCCACUGGAGUUAACAUAAAAUCUUUACCAGAAGCUGCCCAAGAAAAGUUAUUAAAGAGUUAUUUUGGCGAAACUGGUAUCCAGUAUAAUCUAUGCAGAGUACCAAUUGGAGGUACAGAUUUUUCCACAAAGUUUUAUACUUAUGACGAUAACCAGAAGGGUGAUGUUAAAUUGGAACACUUUGCACUUGACGAGGAAGAUACAAUCUUUAAAAUACCAUUUAUUAAAAAAGCUAUGAACUUAACAAAUAACUCUCUAAAAUUAUUUGCCACCGCCUGGACUGCCCCACCAUGGAUGAAGACCAAUAACGAUUACACCGGAGUUGGCUUAUUAAAGUUUAAAUAUUACCAGACAUGGGCCGAUUACUACAUUAAAUUUUUUGAGGAAUACAGCAAAAACGGAGUUAAUUUUUGGGGGGUUACCACUCAAAAUGAACCCACCGAUGGGUUCUUACCAAAAUUUUUAUCGAAGAUUAAUUCUAUGGGAUUUACACCAAAACUAAUGAAUAAAUGGAUUGCAAAACAUCUUGGACCAACAAUAAGAAACUCUACAUUUAAAGAUUUGAAAAUCAUUGUGCAUGAUGAUAGCAGGCAAACUUUACCUCUUUUGCCUUUGACCAUAGAAAAUGAAGAUGUUAUUCAAUUUAUUGAUGGAGUAGGUGUUCAUUGGUACUUGGAUGAUUUAUUACCGACCAGUUGGUUAAAAUACACGAAAUCCAGUAAAAAGGAAUUAUUUCUUCUUGGUACUGAAGCUUGUAAUGGAUAUCGCCAUAUUAAUUCAAAAUCUGUAGAGUUGGGAAGCUGGCAUAGGGCUGAAAAUUAUAUUAAAAAUAUUUUAACAGAUUUUGAGUACGGUUCCAUUGGUUGGGUGGAUUGGAAUAUGGUUUUGGACCAAGAAGGGGGACCCUGCGUCAUAAAUAAUAAAGUAGAUUCUCCAAUAAUAACGAACAAUACUACAGGAGAAUUUUAUAAACAACCCAUGUUCUAUGCCAUGGGUCAUUUUUCAAAAUUCAUUAUCCCUAAAUCUGUAGUUAUGGAUGUUCAAAAUGAAUAUUCAUCCAAAGUAAAAAGUCUUACAGUGUUAAGACCUGAUAACAUAACUGCAGCUGUAAUUUUUAAUGAACACUUGCUUCACACUAAGAUAGAAAUAUUAACAAAAGAAGGCCUUCUUAUUAAUACAAUAGUGCCUGGAAGAUCUAUCAACACUAUUUUAUUUUAAAAAUAAGAAAUAUUUAUAUUAUUAUUUUAAUUUAUUCAAAA
Molecule: messenger RNA, 1693 nt
Organism: Brassicogethes aeneus
Lineage: Eukaryota; Metazoa; Arthropoda; Insecta; Coleoptera; Nitidulidae
Source: the annotation of a GenBank genome assembly